UCUCUUCAUAUUCUCUUUCUCUACCAAAAAGAAAUUACCCUAAUUGUUGAUGCAAAAUAUGAUGUGCAUUUAAACCCUAAAAUACAAAUACUCUCAUUAAAUUCCUUCACUUCUUCUUCUUCUUCUUCUUCUUCUUCUUCUUCUUCUUCUUAUCUCUCUCUCUCUGUUUUCUCAGUUUUUGAGUUCUCAGGCCGAGUCGCUCUAGACGCGAUGAAGAAGAAAGCCAUUAUGAUUGACGAUGUUGAUGAUUCAGACUCAAUUAUGCAUGAUUACUAUGAUGGUGGUGGAUGUACAAGGUUUAUGAAGAAUGCAAUCAGCAAGCAUACUUGUGCAAUGUCUGAAAAAAUCGAUGUUCCCAUUAUCUGUCUUGAUGAAGAAGAUGAUGAUAGUGAUGAUGAGCGUAUGAUUGAUAAGGACUACAGUGUCUUCUUGGAUCAUCUUAGAAGAGGUGAUAACAGUUUGUUCCCUCCCUUGGAAGUUGACAAUGGAAGAUCUGACACUCGUAGAUACAAGUUCUUUUCUUCUGAUUCGAAGCUCGAGAAUGAGAAUCCAACGAAGAACAGAGCUUAUCAACAGGGGAAGAGCAAGUCUGUUGGAUUUAAGGCUGAAAGAGUUAAUGUCCGAGAAAACAUUCAGCGAGACAACAGAGUUGCUGAACGGAGAAAGCGUAGAAUCGCAGAGUUCGAGGCUGCAAAGACUUCAAGAGAUGUCCCAUCACUCGAAACCCAGCAACAACGACAAAACAAAGCUAGGAAAAUUCCAGAGUUGAAGGCGGAUGCUUUGAGGGCUGUUCCAUCAGUUACAACUCAAGAAGCCAGGCAACGAGACAACACAGUUUCUCAAGGGAGCAAGAGGAAAGCUGGCGAGCUAAAUUCUGAGACUUUGAAGAGACCUGUUCCGUUGGUUAGAACUGAAGAAGACAUUCAACUAGACAACAUAAUUGCUGUAAAUAGAAUGGCCAAAUUUGCUGCAGAGACUUCAAGGGUUGCUCAUGUGGAGCGAGCUAAUAGAGUUUCAGAGCUUAAGGACGUAGAUGAGACUUCAAGGAGCAAAGGAGAUUUUGUAGGGAGAAGGAAGAAGAAUGAGGAGGAGGGUGCAGCGGCUGUCGAUAAGGAUUACAUGAGGUACCUCACAUGGCUUCUAGAUUCUCUUAGAGAUUCCACAACUAAGCCAACGGCGAAUCCUUCUGAUUUGGAUCCUCCAAAUUUGGAUACUCUAAACGAACCUACAAUGGUCCCUGAAACGGAUCCACUAGUGAAAGUGAAGAUUGAGCAGGAUCUUGAGUCUUGGUCUGAUGGUUCUGAUAUAAUUGCCAUUGAUGAUACCCCGUUUUUGGAUGAAGAGGGUACACCGUUUGUGGCGUCCAAGAAAGUGGUUGAUCUUGAUGAAGUAAGUAAAGCGGAUAAUAGUAGUAGUUGUUGGUAUAGAAAGCAGCUUAUGGAUGUUCUAAAAAAACCAUAUGAUGAAAAAGAGUUGAAGCAGCUCCAUCGUUAUGCAACAAUCCAUAAGAAAAUGACCCGAUGCAGAGAACUAAGAAAGGGAAGAGAAAGGGAUUACGAGACUGACGAAUUGGGACAAUCUUAUCUAGAAAGUUUCCCUGAUUUCGAAAAAGAAUACAAACUUGUUGAUGGUGUUGAUCAGGAAAGAGCUUUGAAGUUGCUACGUGGGUUUUUCUUUUACCUCAAAUAUGUUUCACAUGAUGGUGCUUUCAAGCCUUGGGAGGAGAAUCAAUAGUGGCAAACAUAG
Messenger RNA from Capsella rubella, 1746 nucleotides. RefSeq lists its product as uncharacterized. NCBI's taxonomy places the organism in Eukaryota, Viridiplantae, Streptophyta, Magnoliopsida, Brassicales, Brassicaceae. The record is from RefSeq and is a predicted model, not a curated record. The transcript is spliced from 2 exons.